AUGUUUUGCGCAAAACCUCCUACAAACGCUACCACGGUACUUGUGGAAGCUCCCAAGGCACCUGUGGGUAGGAAUGAUGUAUAUACUGAUGAGAUUGACAGCCAAAAGCGUUUGUCUCUUUUUGCUCAGCACGAUUUGAUAAUAAAAAUCGAAAAUACAAAACUGCACGUGAACAAGGAACAACUUAUGGCCGAGUCACCAGUAUUUGAGAAAAUGUUUACGUCAGACUUUAAAGAAAAGGAUAAACAGGAAAUAGAAUUGGAUGGAAAAGACCUAAACAGUUUUGUUGACUUUCUAAGGUGCACUUUACCAGGAAUUGAUGAAAAAUUAACAGAUAAAACGGUUCACUCGGUGAUUCCUCUGGCAAGUGAAUAUCAAACGUCAAGAACACUGCGAAAAGCUGAUGAGUUUCUUGCAGAGAAGAGCAAAGUCAUUGGAGAUAAAAUUACUUCUGAGCAAAUAAUCACGAACAUAUUACAAGCAGAGCUCUAUCAACUACCAUCGUUCCUGGAGGAAUCUAUAACCAUUGCCUCCAGGAAAUCGUUUGACAAAUUUGUAAAAAAUCCAAAACUUGAUGAAAUUACUUCUGAAACCAGAAUGAAAAUUGCUUUAAAGCGUUGGAGCGACAUCGAUGCAGUUUUUAAAUCUACAGGUCAUCUCAAUCAUACAUCGGAAAGUGUUGACUUUUAUAAGACAGUGCCAUCUCCACCGCAGUUACAAUCAGGAUCUACUGGCGGUAUUUCCCAUUCUCCCAGUGUUGGUUUAUUUGGUGUAUCACAACAAAGAGAUCUACCCAUUCAACUCAAACCAUUCAUGCAGACAAAUUAAUCUCAAUUGUCGAAUUUGAUAUGAUUAGUAACGAAUCUUGACUAGGUUAUAACAUACUUACACAAUGUGUAUUGGCUCAUGGUGAUUUUACAUCAAAUUUUAUUGAUGUUUUUUUUUUCAUUUGUGUUAAAUAAACUGCCUUUA
Molecule: messenger RNA, 972 nt
Organism: Mytilus californianus (California mussel)
Lineage: Eukaryota; Metazoa; Mollusca; Bivalvia; Mytilida; Mytilidae
Exons: 2
Coding region: 1-828 (275 amino acids)
Molecular function (GO): protein binding
Source: RefSeq, a predicted model, not a curated record